GUUAUUAUUGAAUUUGGCACGUGAUUUUACAUUCAUUUAUUUUAUUGUUCGCAACGGUGUUCAGCGUUAAUUUAAUUAUGGAUGCAAUACUCGACACGAUUCCUCAGUUAAUCAAGGAUAUUGAACAACUGGAGGAUUUGAAAGAGGAGAAGGAAAAUGAACGACAAGCGUUGGAAUCUCAAAACCAAAAACUCAGAUAUAGGUUGAAGUUUUUAAAAGAGGCUGUGGCUAAAGAAUCAAAUGAGGAAUCAAACACGGAUUCAGUAAAUAUUGAAGAUCACUCUUUGAUUAAUUUACAUUCUAUAUUAAUCAGUUUGUUUUCAAAUGCUAUUAAAAAAGCAUAUCCAACCUUAGAAGACAUUGGUCAACCUGCCGUAUCUGCGGGUAGUAAAUUUGCUGAUUACCAGUGCAAUGCGUCAAUGCAAAUAUGUAAACUACUGAAAGCAAAGGGUGAAAAUAUGUCACCUAAUGCAGUUGCUAAAAAAGUAGUGGAAUGUUUGGGAAAAUGUGAUAUUAUUGAAAAAGUAGACGUUUCUGGACCAGGAUUUAUUAAUGUAUGGUUGAGUCGUAAUAAACUAAGAGAUAUUUUACAACAUGUACUGGAAAAUAAAUUGAAGCCAAAACCUUUAACUAAUCGACAAAGGGUUAUAAUAGACUUUUCAUCUCCCAAUGUUGCUAAAGAAAUGCAUGUUGGUCAUUUAAGGUCAACAAUUAUUGGUGAUGGCCUAUGCCGUGUAUUCGAAUUUAUUGGUCAUGAUGUAUUGAGAUUAAAUCAUAUUGGGGAUUGGGGUACACAAUUUGGUAUGUUAAUUGCUCUACUUCAAGACAAGUUCCCUGAUUACAAGACUGUAUCUCCUCCUAUAAAUGAUUUGCAAGAGUUUUAUAAACAGUCCAAAGUCCUUUUUGAUAGUGAUUUAGAGUUCAAAAAACGGGCAUAUGACUGUGUUGUAAAAUUACAAAGUAUGUCACCUGAUCAUGUUCAAGCUUGGAAAUUAAUUUGUGAUGUAUCAAGAGAAGAAUUUCAAAAAAUAUAUAAAAGAUUAAAUAUCAACAUUGUUGAAAGAGGAGAAUCAUUUUACCAAAGUCGGAUGGAAAAUUUAGUUAAAGAUUUGGAAAACAAAGGAUUUUUGGAGAAUGACGAUGGUAGAAAAAUUAUGUGGAGUCCAGAGUCCUCUAUACCAUUAACCAUAGUAAAGUCUGAUGGUGGUUUUACAUAUGAUACAUCAGAUAUGGCAGCAUUAAAACAGAGAAUUGAAGAAGAAAAGGCUGAUCGUAUUAUUUAUGUCACUGAUUCUGGACAGAGUGUACAUUUUGAAACAUUAAAAAAAUGUGCAAUUCACUCUGGUAUUCUAGAUCCAUCUAAAGUACGUAUGGACUUUGUUGGUUUUGGUGUAGUGUUGGGUGAAGAUAAGAAAAAGUUUAAAACCCGUUCUGGUGAUACUGUUCGCUUAGUUGGUCUUUUAGAUGAAGGUAUAAAAAGAGCAAGAGAUAAACUAGUAGAAAAAGGCCGUGACAAAGUAUUAACCGAUGAAGAGUUAAAACUAGCAGAAACAGCUGUUGCUUAUGGUUGUAUUAAGUAUGCGGAUUUAUGUCACAAUAGAAGUCAUGAAUAUGUAUUUUCUUUUGAUAAAAUGUUGGAAGACAAAGGAAAUACAGCUGUUUAUUUAUUGUAUGCCCUCACAAGAAUAAGGUCUAUUAUUAAUAAUUUGGGUACUCAUACUCAGGACUUGAAUGAUCCUAUUUCACUAGACCAUGAUAAAGAAUGGAAAUUAGCCAAGACCUUGUUACGGUUCUCCGAGGUACUGUCAAAAAUCACUGAUGAUUUUUGUCUCCAUCAUUUAUGCGAAUAUCUUUAUGACGUGGCUACAACAUUUAAUGAGUUUUAUGACAAUUGUUAUUGUAUUGAAAAAAAUUCUCAAACUGGCGAAAUUGUCAAAGUGUAUACUGGAAGAAUAUUACUGUGUAAAAUCACAGCAGAGUACAUGGAUACAGGAUUAACUCUAUUGGGCAUCAAUACAGUAUCUCGAAUGUAGUGUAAAUUUCUAAACGUAAACUAAAUACUAUUUUUUUUUUAACAUAAUUUUGAUUUAUACCUAGUUUCAUCUUUCAAAACAAUUAAAGUAAAUUCCAUAUGAAUACUUCUGAUAUUUGUCUAAAUAUUAAAUAAGAUUGUAUUUAUUUCUAGGCUCUUACAUAGUACAUCAUAAUAUAGUAUAAAUUUAAAUUCUGUGAAAUAAUUUUAAACCAUUUUUAAAAAAAAUUA
Molecule: messenger RNA, 2263 nt
Organism: Rhopalosiphum maidis (corn leaf aphid)
Lineage: Eukaryota; Metazoa; Arthropoda; Insecta; Hemiptera; Aphididae
Gene: ArgRS
Product: arginine--tRNA ligase, cytoplasmic
Exons: 10
Coding region: 78-2033 (651 amino acids)
Biological process (GO): arginyl-tRNA aminoacylation
Cellular component (GO): cytoplasm
Molecular function (GO): ATP binding; arginine-tRNA ligase activity
Source: RefSeq, a predicted model, not a curated record